AUGACAGGUCAGAGCAUAUCUGGUACAUUAAAUGGGUGUUUCCGUCUCCUCGUACUGAUUUAAAUUAACACCUGAGUCGAGUCCAGAUGGACAGAUCAGAUCCCAGCUGUGUGUCCAUGAAGAGUGACUGGUCUAUGGAGCUUCCACCUCGGUUACAGGAACACAAUGAUCUUGACUUUGGUCGAGUCCAGAUGGACAGAUCAGAUCCCAGCUGUGUGUCCAUGAAGAGUGAUUGGUCUAUGGAUCAUCCACCUCGGUUACAGGAACACAAUAAACUUGACUUUGGGAGUCUCGACAAACUUCAAAUAUUAGAGUCACCAGAACCCAUCUGUGUGUCCAUGAACAGUGACCAGUCAUUGAAUCUUCCACCUAUUCAGGAGAAAGGUUCAGAUUUUAGCCCUGACCCUAAAUGUGCUGAAGUCUUGAACACAUUCAGAUCAAAUCUACAGAAGAAGUUUCAGUGUUUGUAUGAGGGAACAUCAAUGCAGAGAAACCCAACACUACUGAAUGAGAUCUACACAGAGCUCUACAUCACAGAGAGUGAAAGUGGAGAGAUCAGUAAUGAACAUGAAGUGAGACAGAUUGAGACACAAUCCAGAAGAAGAACAACAGAGGAAACACCAAUCAAAUGUAAUGACAUCUUUAAACCCAGACAGCAGACGACUCUGGGCCGGAUCCGCUCUGGAUCUGUGCCGAAGUCAACAGCUCUGGCGCUGAUCCGGUGCGGAUCUGGCCCAGAGUCGUCUGCUGUCUGGGAACCUUUACCUGAACAAGACAAACACAUCAGAAGUGUGCUGACAAAGGGAGUCGCUGGCAUUGGAAAAACAGUCUCUGUACAGAAGUUCAUUCUGGACUGGGCUGAAGAGAAAGAGAAUCAGGACGUCCACCUCAUAUUUCCACUUCCUUUCAGAGAGAUCAAUUUGAUGAAGGACAAAACACUCAGUCUUUUAGAUCUUCUUCAUGUUUUCUUUCCACAAACAAAAGAAAUGGAAAUCUUCAGUGAUGAAUAUAAAGUGUUGUUCAUCUUUGAUGGUUUGGAUGAGUGUCGUCUGUCUCUGGAUUUUCACAGCAGUGUGAGGUUGUGUGAUGUCAGUGAAUCAACCUCAGUGGACGUGAUCCUGACAAACCUCAUCAAGGGGAAUCUGUUUCCCUCUGCUCUCAUCUGGAUCACCUCCAGACCAGCAGCAGCUGAUCUCAUCCCCUCUGAGUGUGUUGAUCGAGUCACAGAGGUACGAGGCUUCAGUGAUCCACAGAAGGAGGAAUACUUCAGGAAGACAAUCAGUAAUGAGAGUCUGUCUGAUCAAAUCAUCUCACACCUGAAGUCAUCCAGGAGUCUCUACAUCAUGUGUCACAUCCCAGUCUUCUGCUGGAUUUCAGUCACUGUUCUAGAGAGAAUGAUGAGUGAAGCAAAGAGUCAAGAGAUCCCCAAGACUCUCACUGAAAUGUACACACACUUCCUGAUCAUUCAGACAAACAUCAAACAUCAGAAGGACUAUGAGAAGAAAGUGAAAGAUGAAGACAUGAUCUUUAAACUGGGAAAACUGGCUUUUGAGCAGCUUGUGAAAGGCAAUCUGAUCUUCUAUGAUGAAGACCUGAGAGAUUGUGGCAUUGAUGUAGCAGAAGCAUCAGUUUACUCAGGAUUGUGUACUCAGAUCUUCAGAGAGGAGUUUGGUUUGUAUCAGGGGAAAGUUUACUGCUUUGUUCAUCUGAGCAUUCAGGAACAUCUAGCGGCUCUAUAUGUGCUGUAUUCAUUCCUGUAUAAGACGGAUCUACUCAAUGAAUAUUUGCCGUCAGAAUAUGCAAACGAGUUCAUAUAUGACACAAUAUCAGAUCUGCAUCAGAGAGCUGUGGAUAAAUCUCUACAGAGUGAAAAUGGAUAUCUGGAUCUUUUCCUCAGAUUUCUUCUGGGUCUCUCACUGGAGUCCAAUCAGAAACUUCUGCAGGAUCUUCUGAAACACAAAGAGAAAAUCUCCUGGAGCAAAGAGAAAACUGUUGACUAUAUUAAAACCAGAAUAGAAAUAAAUCCCAAACCAAAUAAAUCCAUCAAUCUGUUUCACUCUUUAAAUGAACUGGGUGAUCAGUCUCUUGUGAAUGAAGUCCAGAAGUAUAUACAGUCUGGAAAUCUUUCAAACAAGAAAAUCUCCUCUUCUCAGUGGUCAGCAGUGGUUUUCAUUUUGCUGACAUCAGAGCAGUUAGAUGUGUUUGAGUUGAGGAAAUACACAAACAGAGACUUCAACAAAGAUCACAUGACAUCAGAUGAAGUUCUUCAGAAGCUGCUGCCUGUGGUUGAAGCAUCAAGAUCAGCUGAGCUUACUGAUUGUGAACUGUCAGAGAAAAGCUGUUCUGGUCUGACUUCAGUACUAACUUCAAAAUCUUCAUGUCUGAGAGAUCUGAAUCUGUCUGAGAAUAAACAAAUAAGUGAUUCAGGAGUGAAGCUGAUCUGUGAUGGACUGAAGAAUCCAAACUGUAAACUGGAGACACUGAAGUUGUAUGAUUGUGUUGUCACAGAUAAAGGUUGUGCAGCUUUGGCUUCAGCUCUGAGAUCAAACACACAUCUGAGAGAUCUGAAUCUGUCUAAUAAUAAAAUAAGAGAUUCAGGAGUGAAGCGGCUCUCUGAUGGACUGAAGAAUCCAAACUGUAAACUGGAGAAACUGAAGUUGUGGCGGUGUGAUGUCACAGAUGAAGGUUGUGCAGCUUUGGCUUCAGCUCUGACAUCAAACUCACAUCUGAGACAUCUGGAUCUGUCUAAUAAUAAACUAAGUGAUUCAGGAGUGAAGCUGAUCUCUGAUGUACUGAAGAAUCCAAACUGUAAACUGGAGAAACUGAAGUUGUGGCGGUGUGAUAUCACAGAUGAAGGUUGUGCAGCUUUGGCUUCAGCUCUGACAUCAAACACACAUCUGAGAGAUCUGAAUCUGUCCUAUAAUAAUAAACUAAGUGAUUCAGGAGUGAAGCUGAUCUGUGAUGUACUGAAGAAUCCAAACUGUAAACUGGAGAAACUGAAGUUGUAUUAUUGUGAUGUCACAGAUGAAGGUUGUGCAGCUUUGGCUUCAGCUCUGACAUCAAACUCACAUCUGAGAGAUCUGGAUCUGUCUUAUAAUAAACAAAUAAGUGAUUCAGGAAAGAAGCUGCUCUCAGAUUUAAAGAAGGAUUCACAUUAUAAACUAGAGACACUGUGGAUCUGAUGAUGAUGAUGAUGAUGAUGAUGGAGCCACUACAGUGAUGUCACAACUCAUUCAACAGAAUGAACAAACACUGAAGACACAUGAGUUCAGAUUUCAGUAUUAACUCCUGAAAGUAUACAGAGAUCAUAAAACCUCUAACAAUACAUCAUGUAAUCUGAGGGAAUUUUAUUUUUAUUUGAAGUAGAAAU
Molecule: messenger RNA, 3370 nt
Organism: Misgurnus anguillicaudatus (oriental weatherfish)
Lineage: Eukaryota; Metazoa; Chordata; Actinopteri; Cypriniformes; Cobitidae
Source: RefSeq, a predicted model, not a curated record